AGGAGGAGGCCUCAGGCAUAGAACUGGCCAGAGAGACCCAGGGGAUAGUCAGGGACAGGCAGACAUGCAGCCAGGGUUCUGGGGCCUGGACAGGGGCAGCCAGGCCCCGUGACGGGAGGACCCCGAGCUCCGGCCCGGGGAGGGGCCAUGGUGUUGCCUGCCCAACAUGUCAGCCGAAGUGCGGCUGAGGCAGCUCCAGCAGCUGGUGCUGGACCCAGGCUUCCUGGGGCUGGAGCCCCUGCUCGACCUUCUCCUGGGCGUCCACCAGGAGCUGGGCGCCUCCCACCUAGCCCAGGACAAGUAUGUGGCCGACUUUUUGCAAUGGGUGGAGCCCAUUGCAGCAAGGCUUAAGGAGGUCCGACUGCAGAGGGAUGACUUUGAGAUUUUGAAGGUGAUCGGGCGUGGGGCGUUCAGUGAGGUAGCGGUGGUGAAGAUGAAACAGACCGGCCAAGUGUAUGCCAUGAAGAUUAUGAAUAAGUGGGACAUGCUGAAGAGAGGCGAGGUGUCAUGCUUCCGGGAAGAAAGGGAUGUAUUAGUGAAAGGGGACCGGCGCUGGAUCACACAGUUGCACUUUGCCUUCCAGGAUGAGAACUACCUGUACCUGGUCAUGGAAUACUACGUGGGCGGGGACCUGCUAACGCUGCUGAGCAAGUUUGGGGAGCGGAUCCCCGCCGAGAUGGCGCGCUUCUACCUGGCCGAGAUUGUCAUGGCCAUAGACUCGGUGCACCGGCUGGGCUACGUGCACAGGGACAUCAAACCAGAUAACAUUCUGCUGGACCGAUGUGGGCACAUUCGCCUGGCAGAUUUUGGCUCCUGCCUCAAAUUGCAGCCUGAUGGAACGGUGAGGUCGCUGGUGGCUGUGGGCACCCCGGACUACCUGUCUCCUGAGAUUCUGCAGGCUGUUGGUGGAGGGCCUGGGGCAGGCAGCUACGGGCCAGAGUGUGACUGGUGGGCACUGGGCGUGUUUGCCUACGAAAUGUUCUAUGGGCAGACACCCUUCUACGCCGACUCCACAGCCGAGACGUAUGCCAAAAUUGUGCAUUACAGGGAACACUUGUCUCUGCCUCGGGCAGACAUGGGUGUCCCUGAGGAAGCUCAGGACCUCAUUCGUGGGCUGCUGUGUCCUGCUGAGAUAAGGCUCGGUAGAGGUGGGGCAGGUGACUUCCAGAAGCAUCCUUUCUUCUUUGGCCUUGAUUGGGAGGGUCUCCGGGACAGCGUGCCCCCCUUCACACCAGACUUCGAGGGUGCCACAGACACAUGCAAUUUUGAUGUGGUGGAGGACCGGCUCACUGCCAUGGUGAGCGGGGGCGGGGAGACACUGUCCGACAUGCAGGAAGACAUGGCACUCGGGGUGCACCUGCCUUUUGUGGGUUACUCCUACUCUUGCAUGGCCUCAAGAGACAAUCAGGUCACGGACCCCACCCCUAUGGAACUAGAGGCCCUGCAGUUGCCUGUGUCAGACUUGCAAGGGCUUGACUUGCCGCCCCCCGUGUCCCCACCGGAUCAAGCGGCUGAAGAGGCUGACCCCGCGGCUGUCCCUGUCCCUCCGGCUGAGACAGAGACCAUGGUGACGCUGCGGGAGCUCCAGGAAGCCUUGGAAGAAGAGGUUCUCACCCGGCAGAGCCUGAGCCGCGAGCUGGAGGCCAUCCGUACCGCUAACCAGAACUUCUCCAGCCAACUACAGGAGGCCGAGGUCCGGAACCGAGACCUGGAGGCGCAUGUUCGGCAGCUACAGGAGCGGAUGGAGAUGCUGCAGGCCCCAGGAGCUGCAGGCGAGUCCCUCACGCACUCCCAGCCAGGAGGACGCCGGGUGGAGAUGGGGCACGUUGGGUGUAUGAACCCUGGGGCAGGGGAGGAGUCCAGGCUGGGACACCGCAGUCGCGCCACCGCCCUUCUUCGCCCUCCACGCUCCAUACACCUCUCUCUUCUCCUUCCAGCUGUCACGGGGGUCCCCAGUCCCCGGGCCACGGAUCCACCUUCCCAUCUAGAUGGCCCCCCGGCCGUGGCUGUGGGCCAGUGCCCGCUGGUGGGGCCAGGCCCCAUGCACCGCCGUCACCUGCUGUUCCCUGCCAGGGUCCCUAGGCCUGGCCUAUCCGAGGCGCAUUGCCUGCUCCUGUUCGCCGCUGCUCUGGCUGCUGCCGCCACACUGGGCUGCACUGGGUUGGUGGCCUAUACCGGCCGUCUCACCCCAGUCUGGUGUUUCUCGGGAGCCACCUUCGCCCCCUGAACCCUAAGACUCCAAGCCAUUUUUCAUUUAGGCCUCCUAGGAAGGUCGAGUGACCAGAGAAAGACCCAGAGCCUCUCUGUGCCCAUAUUCACCCCCGACCCCCCACUGCUCUGCUCCACUCCACACUUCUGUGAGCCUGGGUCCCUAUCCUGCUCCGCUCCUGUGAUCCGGGCCCGCCCCCUGGCGGCUGGGGAGGGAGGAAGAGGGCUCGUGCCCAGCACCCCGGUUCCUGCAGAGCUACUGCUGACUACUACUGCAGCCCAGGCAUUCGCCAACCAUGCUUUUACUCAGCCCCGACGUGGAUGGGCAAACUGGUCAGCUCAUCCGAUUUCACUUUUCACGCCCCCAGCCAUCAGUUAAAAGCCAUAAGCAAUAAGUCCCUUAUCUCUGGAGACAUCCCAUUCCCAUAAGGAAGGAUGAGCAAGACCUCUGCCAGCACACAUGGGAGUCUUUGGCUUCGGACAGUCUCACUCCUGGGGGUUCUGCAACUCCUUCCUCACGUACACUCCCGUACUCUCCCGUCGGAGCCACGGCUGCACACACCCCCAAGGCAGUGUGGGUAUUUAUUGACCUUGUUCUCUGACUCACUGACAGACUCCGGGACCCACGUUUUGGAUGCACUGAGACUCGACAUUCCUCGGUAUUUAUUGUCUGUCCCCACCUACGACCUCCACUCCUGACCCUCGCAAAUAAAAUACUUCUGGCUGCCCUAAAA
Molecule: messenger RNA, 2942 nt
Organism: Rattus norvegicus (Norway rat)
Lineage: Eukaryota; Metazoa; Chordata; Mammalia; Rodentia; Muridae
Source: RefSeq, a predicted model, not a curated record